Messenger RNA from Eriocheir sinensis (Chinese mitten crab), 1643 nucleotides. RefSeq lists its product as uncharacterized. The record is from RefSeq and is a predicted model, not a curated record. The annotation marks the transcript as partial. The transcript is spliced from 6 exons. NCBI's taxonomy places the organism in Eukaryota, Metazoa, Arthropoda, Malacostraca, Decapoda, Varunidae.
GUGGUGGUGGUAGUGGUGGUGGUGGUAGUGGUGGUGGUGGUGGGCCACGGGCGGCUGGUUGACCCUCCCGCCCGAAGCAGCAUGUGGCGCCUUGGUUUUGGCACCCCGAGGCACUACAACGACCAUGAACUCUAUUGCGGCGGCUACACGCGUCAGUGGGUGCUGAACAAGGGCCGUUGCGGGGAGUGCGGCGACCCCUGGGAUUUGCCGCGGCCACGCCCACAGGAGACGGGGGGAGCGUACGGCACGGGACAGCUCGCCAGGGUGUACCGCAAGGGCCAGGUGGUGACGGCCAGCGUCCACCUCACGGCCAACCAUCUGGGCUGGUUUGAGUUCCGGCUGUGUCCCGUGAACGAGCCGGGGCGCUACGUGAAGCAGUCCUGCCUCAACCAACACGUGCUGGCGCAGGAAGACCGCCCCGGCAGCAGGUAUUACCUCAAGGACGCCAGCACCGGCCUGUUCCGUGUCCGCCUCCGCCUGCCCGCCGGCCUCACAUGCUCGCGUUGUGUUCUACAAUGGCACUACACCUCAGGCAACAACUGGGGCUUCUGCAAGGACGGCAGCAGCCAGCCGGGGUGCGGGCCGCAAGAGGUGUUCCGAGGCUGCUCGGACGUGGCGAUCUUCGCCCCCGACGACCCGACUCUCCUCCAGUACAGCAAUUUGACCACGGCGCCAGAUCUCUCCGCGUUCCUGAGGCUCAACGAAACAAGCGAGUACCCAAGCACCAAGGAACCUCAACGGCUCCCCGUCCUGAGCGGUGACCUCGUCGAUCCUUUGCACGAAGAGGACGAGGAUGAGCCCCUCUCAGCCCACUUGCCCCUCUCUAACGACACCCACGUGGAGGGAACGAGUAGCGAGUUCAGUGCCUCUCAAACGACUGAACGGAAAUCUGCGAGUGCCAUCAUCUCCCGUGCCUCUCCCAAAGACAUGAGGCCACAAGUGAAACACGCGGGAAAGGACGACCUCUCCAAUAGCUCCACGGUCUCUAAAGAGCCGCGGCAGCUUGCGCGGCAGCAAAGACCUGUGACAACCCUCGGCUCCAGGAAGUAUAUGCCGUCUUACUUCUUCAGGAAAACAUUACUGGAGCCGAAGAGGAAGGUCACUUCCGCCCCAACGCCAUCACGGGCCGAGGCACCCGAGGCCAGCCCCCGAAGCCUCGCUGCACUUCACGCCAACGACACACCGACCGCCCGAAGCGUCGUACAACUCCGACCUUCACUCAACCGUUCCCAGAGCGAUUCGUACACAGCCACGUCAGAGUUCAACUCCACCUCCCCCCCGCGACCCAUAGCCACCCACAGACCACUCCUGAUGCCUGGCGCCGCGGCCCCAGACACAUCGAAGGAAAGUGAGAAAAAGGAGGACAAGGGUGGCACUGAAAACCCGCCGCCCCUCAAACUAAAGGUGUUACACGACUCUGUGGCGACAAGUGCUACAGUUGUGCCCCAGCUGGCAACACUGCAAGUGAGUCCCUCCUUUCCCUCCCUCCCUCCCUCCCUCUUCCUUUCUUUUGUAAGCACCGUCGACGAGGUCUAUUCUUUGUCCUCGCUUUAGUCUUCCGUUUCGCCCACUAACGAUUGCAGUAGCGGCGUGGGGUAAGCCUUUGCCGCGUCCCCCAAAACACUGCCCUUGUUAAAACCCUU